AGCCAAAACCGUACACGAAUAGAAAUAUAGAAUAGUCUGAAUAUAAUAGGUACAUUAUUUAAUAUUUAUUUAUUUUUUAUAACAAUGUGUUCACGGUCAGAAAUCGGACGUUAAAAAAAGCUUGUAUACAUAUGAAUCAAUACUAUCCACUUAGAAUAUUAUAGUAUCUGUGUGUAAUGUUUUUCCUUGGAAAAUGAUUUUUUAUGAAUUAUUUGUGUUAUAAAUGUGUAGGUAUUAAUAAAUUAUUAAUAUAUCAUUGGUUACUAUAAAUACCUAUAAAUUCCACGUUCAAAUUAAUUGUCUGGUCUAAUACAUUGUAAUUAAUAUUAUUUACAUAUGAAUUUUGUUCAUAAUUGAAGUAUACCAUAUGAUUUCAUUGAUAAUGGUUAUUGCUCAACAGUCAUGAUAAUUUAAAGGAACAAUUUUCACUUCAGUCAUCAAUUUGUGUUUAAACACAAUAUUAAAUAUAAAAUCAAUGAAGUACAUAAUAUUGCUAUCAAUGAAUGGACCUCAUUGGCUGAUACCAUUAUUUUUGGAAUUGAUCCAUUAAUCAUAUAAAUGUGUAUAGGAUAUAACUUAAAUAGUUACAUAAAUAUGGAUAGUCAAAGUCAGCAUUUAAUUGAUCACAAUUAUAUUCAGCAUUUUAAAGAAGAAAUUAAUGUUUCAAAUCAUAUAGUUGACCAUGAUUAUGCCUUACCAGUCAUUACGUCAGUACCAGAUAAUGAUGAUGAAGAUGUUCCUGAUGCUGUUAUUGUUGAAAAACCAAAAAUUUACAGAAUCCUCCCCGGCAUUCAACGCAAUACAAAAAUAUAUGUGGAUAAUUUAGGCUAUAAAUAUUAUAAGAAAAAAUUGCUUGUCAAUACAAUAACAUUAAUAUGUGAACGGCAACGAAAUCCUAGUCGUCCAAUAUGUUAUGGUACAGCAUCAAUUAGUAUAGAUAUAUCGGAUAACCACAUUUCUAUUCGAAAUCCUCAUAACCAUGAGCCUCCUGUUAUUGAUCUAAAUGUACCACUCUUAAGGAAUGCACUCACUGAAAGAGGUCUUGAUCCAACAAUUACAACAAUGUCUGUUCGGAGUAUUUAUAACAACGAAAUAAUUUGGCACCAAGAAGCGGCUAAAAAUUAUACAUAUACCCAAACUAAAGCAAGAGUAAAAAGGAUGAGGAGAUUACGGAAACUAAAAUGUUGAUUAUUGUUGUUUAUCAAUUCUUUAUUAAAUUUAAACAACAUGUAAAUGAUCUCUUGGUAAUUGCUUAAUUAUUUUGUGGAAAGGUGCACGAAAAUUCCAAAGAGAAGAUACAACCAGACUGAUUAAGGAAUGUGGCAGCUGACCGGGGUCAGUAACUUCUUGGAAUUCUUAAGAAUUGUUAAUCAUAUUGAUGAUCAUGUUCAACAAGUUCCUUCGAGUAUGUUGUUUUAGUAGUAUUACAUAUUUAUAAUUACAAUUAAAAUUUCUAAAAUAAUUUUACUACAGCCUAACUCAUUAAAUAAGAUGGUGUGAUUUUUGAAAAUGUAUCAUCAUAAAUUAAAUUAAUUGUUUUACUUAAUUGAUAAUUAUUGUUAAUACAUUAUUAUUGUUCAGUGUCAUAAUAAAGUAAUAAUAUGGUGAUUUUUA
Messenger RNA from Rhopalosiphum maidis (corn leaf aphid), 1614 nucleotides. RefSeq lists its product as uncharacterized. The transcript is spliced from 6 exons. Lineage: Eukaryota; Metazoa; Arthropoda; Insecta; Hemiptera; Aphididae. Bases 559 to 1188 code for a protein of 209 amino acids. The record is from RefSeq and is a predicted model, not a curated record.